AUGAAAUAAAUUCUCAUUUUCAUAUUGAGUUUAUAUCAAGUAUUGAGUUAAGAUAAAUUAUUGGCUGUACAGGCAAUUUGGAGACAUGGAGCAAGAAAUCCUUACUAUUGUAAUUUUAAAUGUGAUUUAAAUGUACCAAAAGGAGAUGCAGCAUUAUUAACACCUACAGGAAUGAGAUAAUAAUAUGUAUUAGGGAAAUGGCUUAGAUAAAGAUACAUCAUAGAUUUUCCACUUUUAUCACCUACAUUUAAUGAAAAUGAAAUAUAUAUAGAAAGUUCAGAUGUUAAUAGGUAUUCAUAGAAUCAAAAAUUAAUAGGACUUUAUAAAGUGCUUAUUGUAAUUUAUAAGGAAUGUAUCCAGAAGGACCUAUUGUACCUCAUUUCGAAGGUGAAAAUGCUUCAUUACUUUUACCUCCAAAUGAAGGUGCUACUGUUCCAAAAGAUAUUAAAGAUUAUGCUUUACCUAAUAAAAUCUCAUUGAUACCAAUACACACUAAAUAAAAGAGUAUGGACUAUGCUAUUGCUAUUUCAUGUCCUAAUGGUGCUAAUAUGACUGCUGAUAAUAAAAAAACAGAUUUAUAUAAAUAAGUUAAUGAUGCAAGUUCGUAAUUAUAUAAAGAUUUUAAUGAACAACUAAAAUUAACAGGAGAAGAACAAGUUAAUGAUUUUGUUAUUCUCUCUAAUUAUAGAGAUACUUUUAUUUGCAAUAAGUAUAAUGGAGAUGAAAUGCCAAACUUAACAUCAGAGACAUUAAAGUAAAUUGAUGAUGUUGCCAAUUUAGCUUUUAGUCUUGAGAAAUUUUAAACACCAUUGUAAAUAAUUUAAAUCAUUUUAGAUAAGUUAAACUUUAUUCAACUCCUUAUUUUAAAUAAGUUCUUGAUCAUUUUGACAGUUUUUUGAAUGGAACAUCACAUUUUAAAUAUUAUGGAUCUUCAUCUCAUGAUUCUACUCUUUUAGCUUUAUUAUCUGGACUUAAUUUAACUAGUGCUCAAUGUUAAGCUGAUAUUUAUUUAAAAAAAAAUGUAACUCAUAAAAAUUGUAUUACUUAAGUAUAAUAAAUAUUAUUAAUAUAUAUUAGUAUGUUGAAUUUGCAUCUAACAUUAUUUUUGAACUUUAUAAUAAUUCUAUAACAGGACCUUAUGUUAAAGUAUUAUAUAAUGGUGAAUAUAUGCCAUUAUGUUCAGAUGAAGGUUAAACAUGUAAAUAUUCAACUUUACAUUCUAUUUUUAUGGCAUAGUAAGUAGAUUAUAAGAAAGAAUGUGGAAUUGCUAAUAAUUCUGAAAUACCUGUAAUAAUGUUAUUUAUUUCAUUUAUAAAGAUCGAAGAAGAAACUCCUGGUUGGGCAUUAGCAUUUUUCAUCAUUGUAGUACUCUUAUUAGCCGGAGGAUUAGCAAUGGUCAUUAUUAUUAAAAAAAAAGUAGCAGAUUCAGAAUGAGAAUUUAAUAAUAUUCUAUAUAAUUUAAAAUAUAUA
This is a messenger RNA of Paramecium sonneborni, 1470 nucleotides long. The record is from the annotation of a GenBank genome assembly. NCBI's taxonomy places the organism in Eukaryota, Ciliophora, Oligohymenophorea, Peniculida, Parameciidae.